Molecule: messenger RNA, 873 nt
Organism: Enterobius vermicularis (human pinworm)
Lineage: Eukaryota; Metazoa; Nematoda; Chromadorea; Rhabditida; Oxyuridae
Source: the annotation of a GenBank genome assembly
AUGAUGGUGGGAAAAGUUGGAAUUGUUUUUGCAGAUGAAAGUUUUGAAGAAGGCCUUGCAGCAAAAUUGUGGAUAACAAGAUCCGACGGGGUUAUUGACGAAGAUGAGCUGCCGGAUGUUCAUUGGGUGUAUGCUUCGUUCUUUGCAAGAAUUAUUAGUGAAGAACUUGAAAAACGUCAACUGAUUCUGAGUGGAAGAAAGUUCGCCGGCAAAGGGGAUAUCCGUUCUAAUGCGGGAACGUCGCUUUUAUUAUCGAGUGCCCUGACUGCAGUCCCGAUAGGUGAGCCAAGUGCUGGUGUGAUUGUUGAACGCAGAGGGCAUUUAGGAUUUGUAUGGUCAGCAGAUUACGGUGACGGGAUGCUCCUUGACGGCACGCCUUUUCGAGUUGGAGAUUGGAUCUCUUUUAUAACGCGUCCCAUUGACUCAUCUGGUACGUGUACUUACACGGCGUCGUAUGCGCGUCUAGAGAGUCCUUUUUAUCGUUCAAUAACAGGAGGCAACUCGCUCAGGAUUGAAGUGCCUGCUCAGUUUUUUGAAAAUGGUAAUAAAAGGGUUAUAUAUGCUGAGUGGUUCGGCGAGCUGCUAUGUGAUGAAAGCAUCUUGCAAAAGGCUUUUCUAAGGACUGAUGAAAGUGUAGUCGCUGUAAUCGAAAGAAGACGACAAGCACCAUAUCUUUAUAGUUGGGUUGUUGUGUCCCUUGAAUCAGCUGAAAAGAUAAGAAUAAGCCGGCCGGAAUUCGGGUGUAGAAAUUACGAAUCCAAGAUGUUACAGUUUUUAUUCCAAGACAAAGGUGUUCGAAGUGCUCUUCGCAAGUCGGACCCCUUACUGGCUAAUUCCAUCUGUAAAUUUCUUGGUAUUCAUCCUGAGUUCUAA